Ilyonectria robusta is the source of this 1155-nucleotide messenger RNA. RefSeq lists its product as uncharacterized. Bases 501 to 824 code for a protein of 107 amino acids. The record is from RefSeq and is a predicted model, not a curated record. The transcript has a single exon. Lineage: Eukaryota; Fungi; Ascomycota; Sordariomycetes; Hypocreales; Nectriaceae.
GUGAGAAAUGGCAAGCCAAGCAGCGACAAGAGCGUCAAGCUCAAGAUAACGCUGGCUAUCUUCCCUCAUAUUCUGAAGCUAUACAAAAGAAGAUAACCGAGGUCGGAAUUUAGCAUAUCUCGCAAGACGAGAGUCGCAGUUUCGCCUAUGAUGCCGCCGCUGCUGUAAUCGCCGGCGGCCGCCCCUUCAGCCUCUUCGAGAGCCGCCGUUGGCGUUAUUUCUUCACUCGCAUUAAGCCUGGCUGGAAGCCUCCUAGCCGCGCCGUUAUCACGAGAAUUCUGCCCGAUUUCUAUCAGGAACUCUAUCAUGAGGUUUUCAAACGCAUUACCAGCUCAGAAUGGUUCAACAUCAUAUUUGACGCUUCCGAUAAUGUAUCGGGCCACAGAAUCGUUAAUAUCUCGGUACAACUACCAGACGGCCCAGCCUUCUACUGGAAAACGUUUGACACGGGAGAAGAACAGCACACAGCGGAGAAUUGGGUGAAGUUGAUAUGGGGAGAAAUGCAGCAACUGUGCGGCGGUGAUCUCUCCAGAAUCAAUUCCAUCUGUACAGAUACCGAAAACACGAUGCGCUCUGUACACGACUUGCUUGGGAAAUUCCCAGAACUCUCACAUAUCAUGCAUAUAUUUAUCGACAAGAUAAGGUUCAGACAUACUCCGGAUAAAAUGCACGAAGCUGCCGGAAAGGAUGUUAUCAAUCGCAUGACUGAUCUUAAGGGACAUCAUCCUGCCUUAAAUGGUUCAACAAUACAGCAGAGGGACUUUUGUGGCUUCUUGCCAAUUUUGAACUUGACGACUUUGCGGCCGAAGAGUUCUUCAAUAUAGCCAUCUUUGGGAUUCCUCCGUUCAGCAUCCACAAGCUCAGCAGGUCAUGCCUCAGCGUAAUACAGGAACUGGUAGCAGCUGGCGAGCCGGACGCCAUGUCGCUCACCAGGGAAUACGGUCGUAUCGUAUGCAAUAUUAAACAUCAGGAUAACGUGCCAAUUAUCUACAUUCAGCACCGGCUUGCCGUCGAUAUUCGGUGGCCGGUGGCCGAAGCGAGGGAUCAAUACGCGUCGAUAAUACUGGCUGCAUAUUAUCUGCUAGUAGAAGGUUUUAGAGCUGAGGAGUUAUAGAUCUAAAUAAGAUUCUUAACACACGCUGUUUUCUAACAUAA